Molecule: messenger RNA, 3836 nt
Organism: Varroa destructor (honeybee mite)
Lineage: Eukaryota; Metazoa; Arthropoda; Arachnida; Mesostigmata; Varroidae
Product: solute carrier organic anion transporter family member 74D-like
Biological process (GO): transmembrane transport; sodium-independent organic anion transport
Cellular component (GO): basolateral plasma membrane
Molecular function (GO): protein binding
Source: RefSeq, a predicted model, not a curated record
UUCCUUUAGUGCACGACAAAAAGAAGAUGAAAAGGACGUGUUAAGUUUAAGGCAGAGUUGAAGCUGCUCUGCCAUUGUGAAACCGUGUAUAUAUAUAUAUUAUAAGGAUGACAGCAGUUCCUUUGCCAAAAGUGUUCUGGCAUCACUCACCUUUCAUUUUAUAACUGUCAUCGACGAUUACAGAAGUGAGAUAAAACAAUGUUCCAGUUUUCGUUGUCGCCGUCACCGUCGUCUUUUGCCGCGCGAUAAAAUUCUUUCAAAUAACGAUUUUGCAAGUGCGCAAGUUUGGCCAUGACACGACUGUGUUUCCAUGCCAGAGGAAUGCAUUGCAGCGCCAUCUCGUCAUACAGAUUAUCGUGCUGCAUGAUCUGUAGUGAAUUGAGACCUCGGAUAUAGCACGUGUGGCUGUGCAUUUCGGUAGUAGAUCGGUGUGACGUCCAAUCAACCAGUGAAUCUCUACGAAAAAUGCUGUAUUAACUCUAGCAAACAUAUAAGGUUACUACUCUCAGAUUGUCACGUGUUUUGUUUGAAGCGGUUCUGAUCUUCAAUUAACAAAGCCUAGCUAUGUUAAGUAAAGACUAUCUAUGCGGGGUGAGAGGCUUACGGCCGGGUUGGAUGCAAACUUUGGCGUCAACUAAAAUCUAUGCAUUGGUUUUUGCCGUCCUUGGCAUUUUUCAAAGCGCUUAUCGUUCUUACCUCAUCGGCACCCUAUCAACAGUAGAGAAGCGGUUCUCCAUGUCAUCAAAGCAGUGCAGUAUGAUUAUGAUUGGGGACGACAUCUCACCUAUAAUUGCCUCUAUAUUCAUCAUGUUUUUCAUGAAGGACUCCUCAAAAACAGCAUGGAUAUCUGUAGGCAUGAUUAUGUCCGGACUUGGAUGUGCAGUCAGUAUGCUUCCCUUCUUCUUGUUCGGAGCUGCUACCCACUACGGGACAUCAAAAGCAAAUGAAACGCUGGUCCCUCAUUUACAGCCAACAGUUGUACCGGCAGUUCCAGUUGAACUAUGUGCAGAAGAUCGAUAUGAGGAUCCUAGAUGCGAGUUGCACGGCGACGACGGCUCGUUUUCGGCAAUCCCGCUAUGGAGUUUAUUUUUUGGAAAUUUCUUAAACGGAAUCGGUGGAACUGUUUACUAUGUUCUAGGUACGGCUUAUCUAGACGAUAAUGUUAAAAAGAAGAACAGCGCUAUUUACUUAGGCGGCGUGUAUUUUGUGCGUAUGUUGGGUCCGGUCCUAGGCUUUAUGCUUAGUUCGCGCACGCUGCGGCAAUGGGAAAGUCCGUCUGGUUCUAGCGGAGGUCUUACUCCAAAGGAUCCCCGUUGGAUUGGUGCAUGGUGGAUGGGUUACAUCGUGAUCGGAAUCGGCCUGACCGUGAUGGGGAUACCUAUACUAUUAUUUCCCAAAAAGAUUCGUGCGAAGUCCGAGGCUAACAACAGAGACCGAAAAAAAAAUAAAUCGUUAACAGGCGACCUGCGCAGUACGCUGUCAGCUUUAAUGCGGAUUGUCAAAUGUCGGGUAUUCAUGUUUCGGCUUUCAGGUUUUACAGUGGGCUAUAUCGCAUUAGCCGGCUAUUAUAUCAACUUCCCAAAAUACCUAGAACAUCAGUUUCAGCGUACGGCUCCUCAGGCCAGUACUAUUACCGGACCCGUGUACCUGCUUUCGAACGCUGUCGGUAUUGCAGUCGGUGGAACUAUAACACAUUUCUUCAAGCCUCGUCCGCAACUGGUGGCGUUGCAUUCGUUUUUGGCAUACGUGCUUGCCACAGCUGGGUUCUAUUUACUGCUAAAAAUCGAUUGUCCAGUUAUGGAAACAAUUCUUAGUAAUUGUAUCGGCUGCAACUGUUCCGUCUCACUGUACACUCCCGUGUGCGAUACCGUGUCCCAAAGACAGUACUUCUCCCCAUGCUUCGCUGGGUGCACGCAAAUUCAGAAUGGAUCCAAGUCAUACUAUGAUUGUUCCUGUCUUGACAUGACGUUUGGAUCUACGUCGUUCACGUACAUCAAGGGGCAAACGCCUGAAGUAUUUCCAGGCAGAUGCUCCGCAGAAUGUGAAACGCCGCUACUGACGUAUAGUGUUAUAGUCUUUUCUAUUCAGGUAAUUCUAUCAACAACGUACGUUGGAGGAAAUCUAUUGUCACUACGCUCGAUUCUACCCGAAGACAAAAGCGUGGCACUAGCCUUCCAGAGUGUCGUCCUAAACAUAUUUGCGUUUAUCCCGUACCCAAUCAUAUUUUCGUUUAUCAUGGAUAUUUCGUGCGCCGUCUGGGAAGACAAGUGCGGCAAGACCGGGGCCUGUUGGAUCUACAAUUUGCCUAAAAUGAGAACGUGGAUGCACAUCGUCUCGUUGAUCCUUCUGACCAUCUGUUCGGCGUUCCAAUGUUUUGUAUUUAUAUUUAGCGGGAAAAUCGUAAAUUUUUACGAUGAUCCCGAGGAUCGAAAGGAAAAGGAACAGUCUAAUACAGGGCCGAGUGCCCACAAAUCUAAGGGGAAGUGCAAACCUGGGGAUCGUGAUAAACCAGCUACGACACUACAUAUUAAUUUGUUCAACGUCGCACCCUCCGAGGGCACUGACUUAGUGUUUAUCGCCGCCCAGGAAACGACGCAUAGCCUGACGUUUUGUGAUUCCGGUGACAAUGAUGAAAAUCAAGAGCUUAUGAAUAUUGAACAUCGGAAUUGUUAGUCAUGUCACGAAAGAGCCCUUACUUAUUAUCCCAGUUGAUUUUUAAGACAUUAUAUAUAAUAACUUAAUUAUCUCAUGGUAAUGAUAUGGACGGUUGAAGCAACAAAGUAGUUUUUCAUUUACCAGAAUAGAAUAGCUAAUUACAUAAUUUGUUCUAGCUAAAUAUAUGUCAAUUGAAUGAGCAAAGUGAAAUGUAUGCGUGACUAAUUUCCACUGCGUGCACGAUAACAUCGAUGCGGGGGAUUGUACGGAGUUCAUAACAUUUCAACUUGAAGGGUGAGUUUUCUACAUAUUAACCCUUCGAGAAUUGUGUUAAAUGCUUUUGCUUUUUUUCUUCUAGAGCACAGCUGUGUUUGGCUAUAUCUCGUCAAACUUCAGUUGGCUCUUGGGCAUACGGUAGGCGAAAUUAACAAAUAAUAACCCAAUUCCUGUCAUGCAUCUAACGAAAGCAGGACGUUAAUCCACAGCUACUUAUUACGUUACGUCCCCAAGAAUGUAUGAUAACAUGCAGUAGCUCGUGCACCAAUGAAUACUCAUGCUUUUUUUUCAGCAUGAGAACGCUAUAAUUGCAGAUCCUACGAGUGCGCUUCUUGGAUCUCGAAGCCAUCAGGCCUAAAAGUAAAAAAAAAAGCAAGACUCUAAUAUAGGCAAUAAUAAUAGGCAAGACUAAAGAACUGACUGAAAAUUUUAUAUUCACGUAUAAAUAUUUCAAGCUGAUAACACCUAGUCACUGCCCGUGAUGACGAAAGUCACAGCUUCUAGCUUAGGCACUGGUCGCACCAAAUUUGUAAAAAUAAAAAAUUACCGUUUUGACUUGAGAAUUGCUAGUUUUAAAGGAACAAGGUAAAGAAAUCGCUGAAGUCUCUAUAUGAACGUGUAGUAAUUCAAAGUUUUUUGUUUUUAAUAAAGGUUUGCCAAUUAGAAUUAGUUUGAAAAGUUAUUGUAACAAGUGGCGUCGCCUUAGCGCCCGGAUUAAAACAGGCAAAUUAUACAAAAUUGGUGGACCCAUUUGUUUCGAUUUAAAUUACAGGCUUUAUACUAUUUCCAGCACCAGUCUUUUUCUGGUUGUCCUGUGAUUAUUGUUUGGCUCUUAACGCACUAGUGCGAAUUAUUAUGGUUUAUCUAAUAGGUAUUUAGAAGUGCUUCGAAAAAUGCUCGAUAUU